Poecilia reticulata (guppy) is the source of this 488-nucleotide messenger RNA. NCBI's taxonomy places the organism in Eukaryota, Metazoa, Chordata, Actinopteri, Cyprinodontiformes, Poeciliidae. The record is from RefSeq and is a predicted model, not a curated record.
AACUAAUCAGUGUUAAAGUCAAGGCAAACAACACAGGAAACGAAGUGGAGAUUCUGAGGAAAGAAGGAGAAGUGAGUCGAGUGGCUUUCUCAGCCUCCUUGAUGGACUCAGGUAGUGGAGACGUUGGACCAUUUAACGCACAGACGAAUCUGGUCUUCAGGCAUGUUGUAGCAAACAUUGGAAAUGCCUACAACCCARAUACAGGGUUUUUUAUUGCACCAGUGAGAGGAGUCUACCACUUUGAGUUCYUUAUCUAUGGAMAUGGACAUGCUUCACACGCUUCAGGUGCUGCGUUAUUUAAAAAUGGAGAACAUAUYGUUAUUGGAUAUGAACAUCAGKCUUCUCWCWGUGUUARKRSUGGUAAUAGUGCCACUUUGCUGUUAGAGGUAGGAGACGUUGUGUUUUUGCGUCAGUGGGAAAACUCAAGGAUUUAUGACAACCAAAAUCAUCACACAACCUUCAGUGGUCAUCUGCUUUUCACCAUGUGA